Molecule: messenger RNA, 533 nt
Organism: Neurospora tetraspora
Lineage: Eukaryota; Fungi; Ascomycota; Sordariomycetes; Sordariales; Sordariaceae
Exons: 1
Coding region: 95-346 (83 amino acids)
Source: RefSeq, a predicted model, not a curated record
CCGCCGGCUGAUUAAUCGGAAGGGCCACUUAGUUACUUACCCAGCAUGAUGACCCAUUACCCAGUGAGCUAGUUGAUGAGGCUAUCAACAAGUGAUGUGCCAACAUCAAACAUCGACUAAGUUCCGCCUCUUCUUUGGUUUGUUUCUCUUUCCUCCCCCCACAUGCCCCAGCCUUCUCUUUACCAAGACAGACGACACAAGCAGACAGUUGUCCAAAGAUCGUCUGAUUUUCCAUAGCCUGCCCUGCCUGCUACAUAUCAUCCAUAUCAUCCAUGUUUAUCCCACACAUCAUUCACAGAUUGGCCACCCCGGAUCUACAUACAUCCAGUUUCGAAGUCUCCCCUGACUAAGAACUCCACGAAGAUGGAUGAUCGGCAGGAACUUUGUCGGAUAGACGACACUGCCAAGCUCUACCAUACUACCGCUUUUUUCCAUUCCCGUCGGAUUUAUCCCCACGUUGUACAGCCAAUCACAUCUGGUGAAGGACUUGCAUGCUGACGACUCAACGGGGCAUGCAGCCCAGCAAACCACAU